Lactuca sativa (garden lettuce) is the source of this 908-nucleotide messenger RNA. RefSeq lists its product as uncharacterized. Lineage: Eukaryota; Viridiplantae; Streptophyta; Magnoliopsida; Asterales; Asteraceae. The record is from RefSeq and is a predicted model, not a curated record.
AAAUACGCAUUUAUUUUCACGUUUCCUUUGUCAUUUUCAUCAUCCCCAUAUAUUAUUUAUUGAAACUUGAAACACAAAAAAAAAUUAACAAAUUAUUUCAUUUCAAUGGCUUCUUCUUUUCUUACUUGUAGUUUGAGUAGCUUUCCUAAGGUUUCAUGUCAAAGAUUUGAUCCACUCUCGUCCUCCUCCUCCUCCACCACUGUAACCACCAGCUCUCGGUUGUCCCUUGAAAGAUCGGUGGUGGCUGGUGGGCGUGUUUCACUAGCUAACCGGAGUUAUCUUAGCUCCGGCCACCGGACAUCUCAACAUGACAAGAGAUCAAAGAUGGAGUUCGUAGUCUAUAGUGCUGACCAAGUUGCAGAUCUCCUGCCUUUUGGAAUUCAUCUCCCUGAAAAUUGGCCAGCAUGGAUCCCAGGAGUUGUAUUGGCUGUUGUGGUUCCAUUUUUCACAAAUAAAUGGGGCCCAUUUUCAAAAUUCAAAGAGGAACUUGACAAAGUAGAGGAGGCGGUGGAUAAUGUGGCGGAUAGGGUGGAUGAGAUAGCAGAGAAAGUGGAAGAGUUUGUCGGCGAUAUCGCUGAUGAUCUUCCCGAAGGUAGUCAACUUAGACAGUCAUUGGAAAAAGUCGAAAAAGUUGCUGAUACCAUCGGAGACAAAGCUAAAAUGGUUUCAGAUCUAGUCGACAAGAUGGAUGAAAUGGAAGCCAAAUUGGAGAAUAUCAUGGAUAAAGCCAAGGAGAAAAAGAAUACUACGCCUACGAAAACUGAGCCACAAUAGUUGAAUAUCGGCAAUAGAGGUCGAUAACAUAAGCAUAUACAUUAGGCUUAGGAAAAAGAUUAUGCUUUUUUGUUUCGUUUUACUUUGUAAUAUUUAUCAAGUUGAUUCGAAAUAUAUAUUCUCAAGUUGCAAUU